GUGAGGCCAAAUUGUUUUUCGUUGCCUGUUCUGUAGUGUUGGUAGCUGACAUCCAAAGAGCAGAUCGAAAGGCUGCACAGGUGUAAAUGGUUUUCUUUGACAGAACUGUAGGCGUCCACAGCGCCUCGUGUCAUGGCUUUUGCAUGGAGGCAUCGUGCCUCGUAGACCGUGCGCAUGUGAGCCACCAACAAAUGGAACACAAGUUAACUUAAACCUAGAGGAGGCUGGUGACAUCUGAAAGAGGGGAAAGUGGGGCAGCUGUGCUCCAGUGCCCUCUGUCUGACCAGCUGCUGUUUGGAAUAUGUUUGCUACUUAGAAAGGAACUGAAAUUCAGGUACAAUCCACGUAGACCUGUGAAAUAAAAAGAAAGAACUGAGGAACAUACCCCCCAAAUCUGUGGAAAUCUGUUACGUUCCUAUAUCUCUGGCUGCGGCUCUGAUCUUCCUGUUGGGACACCUCAUUCAGUUCCAUUUCUAUUGGAAUUAUUGACAAGUAGCAGCUUCAAGUAUUAUAAAGCUGCUCAGUUCAUUUCAGUGGAAAUUUAAACCUGUUCAGGCACAAGAUAUUGUAAACUCAAAGCGUGAAUAUGGGUGAAAAGAAACCGGAGCCCCUGGACUUUGUAAAAGAUUUUCAGGAGUACCUUACUCAACAGACGCACCAUGUAAAUAUGAUUUCUGGAUCAGUUAGUGGUGAUAAGGAAGCAGAGACUCUUCAGGGAGCUGGGACGGAUGGUGAUCAGAAUGGACUAGAUCAUCCUUCUGUUGAAGUUUCCUUGGAUGAAAACUCAGGAAUGUUAGUGGAUGGGUUUGAAAGGACAUUUGAUGGAAAGCUGAAGUGUCGAUACUGCAACUAUGCUAGCAAAGGAACAGCACGGCUGAUAGAGCAUAUCAGAAUUCACACAGGUGAAAAGCCACACAGAUGCCAUUUAUGCCCAUUUGCAUCAGCUUAUGAACGUCAUCUGGAAGCUCAUAUGAGGUCACAUACUGGUGAAAAACCGUACAAGUGUGAAUUGUGUUCCUUCCGCUGCAGUGACAGAAGUAACUUGUCUCAUCAUCGUAGACGCAAACAUAAAAUGGUACCUAUUAAAGGUACACGGUCUUCCCUAAGCAGCAAGAAAAUGUGGGGAGUUUUGCAGAAGAAGACCAGCAAUCUGGGGUACAGCAGAAGAGCAUUAAUUAAUUUGAGUCCACCUUCUAUGGUGGUUCAAAAACCAGACUACCUUAAUGAUUUCACCCAUGAAAUCCCAAAUAUUCAAACUGAAGCAUAUGAGAGCAUGACAAAAACAACACAAACCAGUGUGCUGCCAAGAGAUCCACAAGACCUUAUGGUAGAUAAUCCUUUGAAUCAGCUAUCUACAUUGGCAGGACAGUUGUCUAGCUUGCCACCUGAAAACCAAAACCCAGCAUCUCCUGAUGUUGUACCAUGUCAAGAUGAAAAGCCUUUUAUGAUACAGCAGCCUACUGCACCAGCAGUAGUUUCAACCGUAGCAACAAAUAUUCCUCAAAGUUCAUCUCCUACCAGCCCGGAUCCUCGGCCUACACACAAUCAGAGGAACUAUAGUCCUGUGGCAGGUCCAAGCAGUGAUCGUAGCGCCCAUACUAGUACUCCUAGCAUAAGUAACAGUCAGCCAAGUACUCCAGCUCCAACCCUUCCAGUUCAGGACCCUCAGCUUCUGCAUCACUGCCAGCACUGUGACAUGUAUUUUGCAGACAAUAUCCUUUAUACUAUUCACAUGGGAUGUCAUGGGUUUGAAAAUCCUUUUCAAUGCAACAUAUGUGGGUGCAAAUGUAAAAAUAAGUAUGACUUUGCCUGCCAUUUUGCAAGAGGCCAACAUAACCAACACUGACUGAAAAGCAUACAUUCAUUUAGUUUUUUAACAUAAUACGGUAUAUUUUUUCAUACUUCCUGAAGGAGACUUUUCUCAUCUCCCCAAUAAAAAGUCUAACAUUAAGCAGUUUGACAAAGGAGACACACUUCUAUCCAUGCUGUUGUAAGACUUGCCAGGGAAGUUUGGGAGGCAUGAUGGUAACAGCUUUUAUGUGGCUUUUUCUUUUUUUUUCCAAUAGAAAGAUAAGGGAUUGUAAUGCAAUUACAUAUUUUGUUAUAUUUAAGUUCCUUGUGCUUAAGAUUCAGGUGAAUAGUCUACAGUUGAUCCAAACUGUGUGCCCUUAAACAUGGGUUGUAAUUCACCAGACACAAUACAAGAUAAGAGAUCUUGAUACCUAAAAUAUGGCAAAUGUUAAUUUAACAAAAUGUAUGUUUAGUGUGAAAAAUGUAUUCAUGCUUACUAGCUACCUACCAAACCGAGUGGGGGGAGAACUUUUACACACAAAUAGUUUGAAAUAAAACUAUUAGUUUCAUCUGAUUUGUAGUUAUAAAUUUGUUUAGUGAAUUCUAAAAUCUUUCUGCUAGACUUAACACGGCUCUAGUUUUCCCUCUAAAAAUGGAUCAUGAAAACUAGAAGAUAUCAAAUAUAUACAUAUGCUACUGUAAAUGACACUUCCAUAAGAGAGACUAUGUGAAAAAGACAUUCCUGUUGAACGUUUAUUAAACAAAAAUCACAAAUGAGCACCAUUGUAGUUUAAAAAAAGUCAGUUUCUAAAAUAAGAAAGCCCUCAUUUAAAAGUAUCUUUAAAUGUCUUAUGAAACUAAAUUUAUAUGCUUACUUAACAUUUUGCACAUUUAAACUACUUAGUCUCUUCCUUACUCCCAUGAUAAAAGUUAAGAGAAAAUUAAGUUACAGAUCGAACAUUUUCUUCCAGUUCUAUCCUGGUUCAAACUAUGAAUGGUAGAUUGUGUGUAUGUUAGGAAGGUAUGCAUUCUAAUUUAUGUAAACUGCAGCUAACAGAAUUUUGUUUGCCUGAUGACCUGUGUGGAUUUACUGAUCUACCAGCAUGCUAGGAAGCUUUCUUUUUUAAUGACUAGGAGGAAAGCAGGCAAAUGAAUAUUAGGUUGGUUACAUGUGGAGCUGUUGUGGCUAAUAUUGUGACUGCAGAUUCUAUCUGAAGAUGUAUGUGCAGUCCCUUUGUAUGUGUUAACUUUAUUUUUGAUACUGUACAUCUUAAUCGUUUUUAAAAGCACCUAGGUUAACAUUUAGGCACUUUAAUCUAAAUGAAACAUCCUAGCAAAAUUAGGGAGACUGCUAGGUAAGUAACAGGCAUUAGUAAUGUUCCAGAAAAGUAAAAACUUACUUUGACAUGCACUUUUACCUUAUUCUGUCUUAUUUGCUGCAAGACAAAUGGAAAGCUUUCUUUAUAUUACCCUUUACUAUAACAAAUAAGCAUGCACAUACAAGACAUCAAUUAAUGUGUUUUGUGGACAGUAAGAACAGGACUUAAAUAUUUUGAAGUCCAGACUGGACAUGCAAAUGUCACCUGUUGGAGUUCAUACUUUAGUUGUUCUGGGGCAUGAUGAAAAGCCUAUUGAAUCAAUGUAAAAACUCAUGGACUUCAGUGAGCUCUGGAUCAGGCUCCUAGAAAGUACGCUCCUCUAAAACAUUUUUGAUAUUAGGAGGUCCCCUUUCUUUAGUUCUUUAUCGAAUGAGAAAUUUGAUACUUACUGGUUGCACCCAUCAAGUGCCAGGUUAUUUUAAUGAGCAUGUGGCCCUCAAAUUAAUCCCGCAUAGGAUUUUUCAUCCUUAAGACUAUCCAGUGAAGGGAGAUCACUUGUGUCAGUACAAAAUUCUCUGAUCCUAAUGAGUUUAGUAAUACGUAAAAGCAGAUGUUAUACACAGAAAACACUUUCUGGCCCUGUAAAUCACCUUUUCGUCUCUCUCAUUCAGAAAGUUACCU
Messenger RNA from Gavialis gangeticus (Gharial), 3791 nucleotides. It is a transcript of the gene IKZF5, whose product is annotated as IKAROS family zinc finger 5. Gene Ontology annotation, molecular function: DNA-binding transcription factor activity, RNA polymerase II-specific; RNA polymerase II transcription regulatory region sequence-specific DNA binding. The record is from RefSeq and is a predicted model, not a curated record. NCBI's taxonomy places the organism in Eukaryota, Metazoa, Chordata, Crocodylia, Gavialidae. Gene Ontology annotation, cellular component: nucleus. The transcript has 6 exons. Gene Ontology annotation, biological process: regulation of transcription by RNA polymerase II. Bases 587 to 1846 code for a protein of 419 amino acids.